Aaosphaeria arxii CBS 175.79 is the source of this 1803-nucleotide messenger RNA. Its product is annotated as general substrate transporter. Lineage: Eukaryota; Fungi; Ascomycota; Dothideomycetes; Pleosporales. The transcript has 4 exons. Gene Ontology annotation, biological process: transmembrane transport; carbohydrate transport. Gene Ontology annotation, molecular function: carbohydrate:proton symporter activity. Gene Ontology annotation, cellular component: membrane. The coding region runs from base 136 to 1692 and encodes 518 amino acids. The record is from RefSeq and is a predicted model, not a curated record.
GUUUUAUUAAAGUCUGCAUGCCUGCAGGUCUGGGCAGUCUACAAGGCGUUCGUUGACUCUGCAAAUAUCUUACUCUUUCUUGUACAGCUUGGAAAGGCUCUACAUUUGGUUGCGACUCAUACUAUCACCGCAGCCAUGUCGUCGUCUUCCUCUACCGUGGGCCCUACCAAGGAAAGUUCACUUUGGUCGAACAAGAAAUGUCUUGCCAUCUGCAGCGUGGUGAUGAUUGCCAACAUGCAGUAUGGCAUUGACACAGCAGCCGUUGGUGGUCUACAGGCCAUGCCUGGCUUUCUCAAAGUGUAUGGAUAUGAAGAUCCUACCAGCAUUUUUGGCUACGGAAUCGAUAGUACCGUACAGCAGUUGAUGACUUCUCUGAUGAGCUUGGGAAGUUUCCUAUCUGCGAUAUUCGCCGGAGUCUUCGCAUCAUACUUUGGUCGUAGGAUUGGACUCUGGUCUGCGUGUGCUCUCAACUUUGUCGCUGUUGCGGUGCUGGUCGCCACAACUUCUAAAAGCGCUCUAUAUGUCGGACGCCUAUUCCUUGGUCUUGCCAAUGGGUUUCUCGUCACAUUUUCCAAUGUCUACACUGCAGAAGCGGCACCUGCAAACCUAAGAGGUGUCAUGGUCGCUCUUUUCGCAUAUGCUGUCAAUUUUGGCUCUAUCCUUGGAUCCUUGAUUGAUAACUAUACAAAGAACCGUAUGGACCUCCUAUCCUUUCGCAUUCCCCUAGCAUGCCUCUUCAUUGUUCCCACACUCCUCACGGUUGGCCUAUUCUUCGUCCCGGAGAGCCCACGUUGGCUUUUGGUUCAGGGUCGUGAGGAAGAUGCACGCAAGUCCCUCGAAUCACUUCGAGUUGCCCGGGGUGAGGAAUUCGAUCUCGAGUGGGUUGAAAUGGUCAAGGGUGUCGAAGAAGAGAAGCGUAUUGCCAGGGCUACACCCAUACUCGACAUGUUCCGCGGUCACGAUCUUCGCCGAACGUUGCUUUGCUAUGGUACUAUCGCUGCUCAGACAGCAUCUGGUGUGUGGUUCUUCAUCGGCUAUCAGACAUACUUCUUCGCUAUCGCUGGAAUCACCAAAGCUUUUGAAUACUCCAUCAUGAACGCCUGCAUCGGCUUCUUCGGUGUACACUGCGGCAUGUGGGCAAUGAAGGCUCUCGUCGGACGUCGCUUCAUCCUGAUCUUUGGGGCCAUUACAUGCGCAUUGUGUAUGUUGGCUUGCGGUAUUGCCGCCUCAGUGAAUGCUACUGCUCCCUCAACCGGUACCGUUCUUGUAGCUUUCACCGCACUGUUCAUGUUCUUCUACGAUGCCUGCGUCGGUGCAGUCAGCUAUCCCGUCGCGACUGAGGUUGUCAGCUCCCGCCUCCGUACCUACACCAUCGGGACCGCGACUGCGCUGGGCAACUUCCUCGCAUGGCUGACCGGAUUCUGCUCUCCAUACUUCAUCAAUCCUCAGGACUUGAACUGGGGCCCGAAGUACACCUACAUAUGGGCUGCAUCAAACGCUCUCUGCAUCGUGUUUUUCUACUUCUUUAUCCCUGAAAUGAAAGGUCGUUCUCUCGAGGAGAUCGACGAGCUCUUCGAGGCUGGGAUUGGCGCUAGGAAGUUCACUGAGUACAAGUGCAAGAUCACGGAAGAAGUCAGGCAGGAGGUUCAACAGAAUCAUGUUAGCGUCCAGGUUGGCAAGUCUGAUGUCUAAUGGUAUCAAUGCCUGUCCUAAGUACGGCUAGUAAAUGAUAGAUGUAGAUACGUACGGAAAUUUUGAAGUGGAUAUGCUCUCUGAGAUUAAUUAUCAUUUCAUGCACAGAAC